AUGUGGCGCGUCGAGAUGGAGGUGGCUAAUUUGACUCAGGACCAGCCACAGCCAACAGAAUCUAGGAAACCCCCUCCUAGACAGUUCCACACCGAUUCGAUUCCUUGUUUUCAAAAGCAAAAGUUGGCAGAAGUAGGCAAACAACGUGAUUUAUGCCAGCAAAGCCGUAAGGUCAAAGCAAAGCCACGUCUAAUGCCUGGAGUGAUCAUUUCCGAAGAGUGCAAGGGGGACUCCCAAUCACAAGCCGUCCCGGACCAUUUGUGCCGUGUUCUCCAUACGCCAAAGCCACACAUGUCUCAACAGCAACCCGGAGACUCCGGCGAGGAGGUCCAGCCUUAUCGUAUCCGUGUGUCAAGCAAGUAUCUUGAUAUCACGCGACAGAAACUAGAGCUUACUCGGCUGCCUCAUGAGCCUUGUUCAAAAGAUUGGUGGGAGCCAAAGCCUCAAGUUGAGUCUCUUGUUGACUUUUGGCAAGAAUCAUUCUCAUGGCAGAAUCACGAAGAAGAGCUUAACCAAACUCUUCCCCAGUUCAGAACAAGUUUUCAAACUUCCACUUCAUCAACGCCAGUCCGGCUUCAUUUCAUCCAUGCCCGCUCUCCUCACGCUAACGCUGUUCCUCUGCUCUUGAUACCUCCUUUUCCUUUGACCAACCUGUCGCUGGGUCACCUGGUUCAGCCCUUGAGUGAUCCUGAGGAUGCUGGUACAAACCAGCCGUUUCAUGUUGUAAUUCCAGCCUUGCCUGGCCUGGGUUUCAGCGAUGCUCUUCCUUCUAAUGCACCUCCUGUUUCUACCACAGCUCAGCUACUGGACAACUUGAUGAAGAGAUUAUCCUACAAGCACUACGCUGGAAGUAACGCCGGCUCUGCUUCGAUUUCACCCGCUGCUAUUGACUGGAGACUGGCCAGACACCUCUCAAUUCACUAUUCAGAGUCAUGUCUGGGGUUUCAUUUCAUUGCACCUCCUCUGACAUGCCCUACACUCUCGGACUCAGCCAGUGAGUGGUUAAAAUGGAAACUUGCUCGGCUCUUGGGUUCUUCGGUUCUGGGUUACUCCAAGGAUGACCUCUCAGCUAUACAGAAGCAGAAGACAUCGCAAUUAAGCAAGAAGAAGUCGGCUGUUAACCUAGGUCAACAUGGUCGCAGCGACGUUGAACCAAACACACCGUCAUAUGCGCUAUGUGACUCUCCGACUGGCCUCCUCCUCUAUGUGCUGAAACUGCUCCGGGCUCUUGGUCCCAAGAAGGAACUUACACCAAAGGACAUCAUCACUCUCACUUCUCUCAUAUGGUUACCUGGCCCCGAGGCCGCUCUGCGAUUCUGGGCUCAAUGCGCGUCAGAAAUUGAGCCUGUAGAGGAAAAGAAGACGACUAAGAAACCUAAGGUUGCCAUUACCGUUUUCACUGGUGACGAGGACCAGGCCGAGCAGCAAAGAACACUCCCACGGCCUGCAAAGACUCUAUACUCUUGCCCUGGCUGGGCUAACAGGGAGUAUCAAAUCGUGCACCUGAACCGAGCCCCUGGAACUCCAGGUUUCUUGGCUUUGGACCGACAAGAUGUGAUUAUUGAAGGAGUGCGCGGUCUAGUGAAGGCAAUAUUGGCAAAGGAUAAGAGGAUGCAGGUCGCCGAACAGCCUGGAGCCGUUCUCCAGGAUCAACUUGAAGUGCAGGAUGGCCGAAUAGCUCAAGCAGAUCUGUCUGGAACAACAGUCCAGGAUCCGAACGCUAGUCCGGUUGCGUCACAAGGUGACCUAACCAGCUCCGACCCCUCGACUUCUAGCUUCCGCAACAGUAAACACGACCUAACUCUGUCUAUAUGGGCACAUUGUAGACCUACCACCGUCCUUCAUUUUCUGCGUGGCGACGAUGCGCUACGAAACAGUCCAUUUCCCAUAAUCGGCCCGCCAUCUCCCAACCUCAAACUCAUCAUGUCGAAUCGAUACGACCGACCUCACCGCGAGGGUAACAGCUAUGGCAACUUUGGACGCUCCAACGAUGACUACAGAUCCGGGUAUCAAGAUAGCUACGGUAGCGAUCGAUAUGCCACACCGCCUGCCACCCAACAGCCGCGACCACCACCCAGUCUUCGACAGAUGUCCUCCCGAUCACGCAUACCACAAGUACAAGCUCCACCACAACCAGCAGACACUCAUGCUGCGCGGCAAAUCACCGAGGUUAUAGAUCAUAUCAAGAAAGAAUGGCCUGCAAUGUGUCAGGACGAUUGCGUCCCUGUUCAACUGGCGUUGCAGCUUCUCGACAGAAGCUCGCAAUCGCACAACUACCUACAAGAGUCGCUCAAGGGUAUCGUCCACGAGCACCACCAGGGCUUCAACAGUUCCAUCGGUACAUUUCACAAAAUUCAAAGUAGCAUUCAGCAGUCACAAAAGCGAGUACGUGCCUUGAAGGAAUCACUGGCGAGUUCCAAAACAAGUCUCUGCGCGACGGAUCCUGAAUUAAAGAAGCUUUCAAAAUCAUCGCAAGAGUUUGACGCCUUGGUGCAAACUCUUAAUGAGUUGGAUGACCUCCGAGCAGUACCGGAUCAGCUGGAGGCAAGGAUAUCGGAGAAGAGAUUCUUGACGGCCGUGGAAGUACUUCAAAAUGCGCUACGAAAGCUACGAAAGCCUGAAUUGGAUGAUAUUGGUGCCCUUACUGAUUUGAGGAGCUACCUUGCGAACCAAGAGACUGCUCUAAUGGAUAUCCUCGUGGAAGAGCUACACGAGCAUCUCUACCUCAAGUCACCAUAUUGCCAGGAAAGAUGGCAGAGCUUGGCUAAAACACAAGGCGCCGUCACGGAAGGCUUUGGUGAUAUUAAGCCCAUCGCUCCAUUUCACGUUAUUCUCGAUGCCAUUGACGUUGACAAGACGGUCAGGGAAGAUCCCAUGAAAAAUCCCGAAGCCGAUACAUUCUACUAUGUAGGACUGCUGGUGGAAUCUCUGAACAGGCUCGGACGAUUGCAAAAUGCCGUGGAGACUCUUAAGCAGCGACUCCCGGUUGAACUCUUUACUAUUGUCAACGAGACUAUCAACGAGGUGGAUCAAAGGCAUCCCAGCUCUUUACGAGGAGGAUCAGCCAGAGGCGAUGGUCUUCACGUCUAUGGAACACGUGAAACACAAAUGCGAGCAGAUGUUAUUUAUGACCUCUUAUGGUCUCUGUAUGGCAAGUUUGAGGCAAUUGGAGAAGGUCAUCGUGUGUUCCACGAGUCCAUCAAGGUCCUGAUCCGAAGGGAAGGUGCUGGCAACAACAGUGCCCUACUUGGAAGCUUCAAAGAGCUGUGGAAUCUAUACCAGAACGAGAUUAGAUCCUUGCUGCAUAAUUAUGUUACGACCGAUGCAGAUGUCUAUCAGUUCGACUCGCCAAACCCAGGAGAUACGCUCCAUGGCAAGAAAGACAUACGAGAGCAUCUUUUCAAGUUUUCUGAAGCGAACACAAAGUCCAUUGAGAUGAUGAGUGAAUAUGACGCAUUGGACAAUAUCAUCCAGGAUGCCGUUCCUGGGCUAGGAUCUCGAAAGCAAGACAGAAAAGGGCGGAACGUUCAGGAAGGAGGAAGAAGAGGAGCAGCAGGAAGUGACGGUCCAUUUGGAAACAGUCAUCAAACGACAGGCUCGUACAAAUCUCUGGUGGAACCUAGUGUCUUCAAUAUGAGCUUGUUACUACCGCCGACGUUAGUCUUCCUGCAGCGACUCAAGAACAUCGUCCCUCCCGGCUCAGACCUGGCAGCAAGCACACUAACAACAUUCUUGGACAAUUUCUUGGUUAAUGUUUUCCAACCACAAUUGGACGAAACUCUCGCCAAAUUGAGCGACACCGUUUUUGGAGAGGCAGAUGCAUUCACACAAGACCCGGCCUGGAGCCAGGUGGCACGUCGGCCUGUGUUCCGAGGAACGACAGCCUUUUUCGAGGUUGUGACGGCUUUCUGUCGUAUGCUGGGAACCAUACCACCAGACCAAGCACUCAGCUCGCUGAUUGUCACUCAAAUGAUGCGAUACUACGACCGCUGCUUCAGCUGGUUUAAGACACUUGUUGUCAAAGCUCAGGACCCGGCUACAGAGAUUAGUAACGACAACCUGAGGUCAUCGGCGCGAUUCUCUCUGGACCAGGGAGAAAUACAAGAAACAAUGAAGAAGCUUUUCAUGUCAGAAGAGAUGGACUGGGAAUUGGCCGAAAAAGAGAUACAUCUGCUGAUGGAACUUACAGACGACUCGCCGCUCGACUCGGGUGACAUCAUUCAGGAUCGAGAUUCCAUCUCAUCCCUCUGUCUAUUGUACACCAGCAUGAAGUGGCUUGCUGUUAAAAUUGCUGGCCUGCGGCAGAUCACAACACAUGACACAGAUACAUCACGGCAAAAUCUGCCUCGACAUUCGAGCCGAAGAUGGACUCUUAUGAACGAUACUGGCAAGACCGCAGGAGAAGAAGGCCCUGUGUCACUACCACUAACGCAGGAGACUGUACAAGCGUUUGACAGCAUAGUAUCGUCCUUCGAAGAACUUGCAGGAACUGCACUACUAACUCUCCACAUGGAGAUCCGGUGCCGCAUAGUUCAUUCACUGUGCAUUGCCUUGUCGCCCAAGGUGGCACCCUACCUGCUUGACCAGGAAGUGAGCGAACCUGAUCCACAGAUUUUGAGCCUCAACUCGGAAUUGGUAUUCUUUGACGAGACGAUUGUGAAAUAUCUUCGAGAGAAGGAGAUUGCCUUUAUUCGAACGGGUCUGGGGCUGCUUAUCAAUUGCUAUCUUGUGAGUAAUGCAUGCAAAGCAUCGCCUAUGAAUGACAAGGGCUGCGGGCGUAUGCAACUCAAUAUUCUUGUACUGCAACAGAACCUCAAGAACGUGGAAGAAGGGGUGGACCUCGCGCGUGCAGCAAAUUACUUUUCGCUAUACGAACAAGGUGCAGACGCCAUCGUAGAGAAGGCAAAGGAGGACAAAGAGCAGCAGCGAGGGACCAGCGCGCAGGACCCAGACAACUUUUCGUACGACGAGCUCAAGGCACUUGUGGAGCUCUGCUAUAGUGAGGCUAUGGCAAAUCCUGAACGAGGAAUUGCCACUGCAGCCAAGCGACAGAUGCAGGACAAACUGCUGGGGCUGAGUGAGCACAUGUGGCAGACCUAG
This is a messenger RNA of Fusarium redolens, 5100 nucleotides long. RefSeq lists its product as uncharacterized. Gene Ontology annotation, cellular component: exocyst. Lineage: Eukaryota; Fungi; Ascomycota; Sordariomycetes; Hypocreales; Nectriaceae. The coding region runs from base 1 to 5100 and encodes 1699 amino acids. The transcript has 10 exons. The record is from RefSeq and is a predicted model, not a curated record. Gene Ontology annotation, biological process: Golgi to plasma membrane transport; exocytosis.